This is a messenger RNA of Eremomyces bilateralis CBS 781.70, 525 nucleotides long. RefSeq lists its product as uncharacterized. The coding region runs from base 1 to 525 and encodes 174 amino acids. The record is from RefSeq and is a predicted model, not a curated record. The transcript has a single exon. Lineage: Eukaryota; Fungi; Ascomycota; Dothideomycetes; Eremomycetales; Eremomycetaceae.
AUGGCACCUCGAAUCAUUUUUUCUAUCGGUGUGCGUCGCCGUCGAACUCGCGACCCUAAAGGCGACCCUGAGGCCGAGCCUCUGUUGAAGCGCCGUAGGAUCGCCAAACCUUCACCGCAGCCUUUACCGAAACCCACCAGGCGGCGACUUACACGACGACGAUGGUCGAGCAUCCCGGAGCCUAAGGGGUCACAGACGCCAGUAGCAACAACCAAUUCUCCCGUUCGUACCACGUCACGACUUUGCUCCGAUUGCCAGCCUAAAGAGCGAUAUAUCCUCGGCCGAAAUUCCGAUCCACCGAUCCGGACUCGUUUGUCUAUCCACCAAUGCGAGCCGAACAGUGUCCCGCGUCAACACAGGGGACUAGAAAGCAUCCUCAAACGCGUCACCAGCGCAUUCAGACCACCAACGAAGAUCCCGGUAGAGCGCGUUUGGUUCGCGAAAUCAGAUGACAUCGUUCUCCCCGAUGAUCCUUACGAUUCCGACGGUACCGGUGACUCCGUUCCUGCGAGGGGUAGAAUGUAA